Messenger RNA from Neltuma alba, 1827 nucleotides. Its product is annotated as histone-lysine N-methyltransferase SUVR4-like. The transcript is spliced from 8 exons. Gene Ontology annotation, molecular function: histone methyltransferase activity; protein binding; zinc ion binding. Gene Ontology annotation, cellular component: nucleus. The record is from RefSeq and is a predicted model, not a curated record. NCBI's taxonomy places the organism in Eukaryota, Viridiplantae, Streptophyta, Magnoliopsida, Fabales, Fabaceae. Bases 1 to 1827 code for a protein of 608 amino acids.
AUGGCUCCCGAUGCAAACCCCAAUUCAAGAGUUGCCAAGGCCUUCAGCGCUAUGAAGGAUUUAGGAAUUUCUUGUGAUGAAGUGAAACCAGUGUUGCAAAAGCUGCUAAGAUUGUAUGAUAAGAAAUGGGAAUAUAUUGAAGAAGAUAAUUAUCGGACACUUGUAGAUGCAUACUUUGAGCUUAAGGAAGAUAAGGAAGCGGGAGGUAAGAGAAUAGCUCUCGUCAGUCAUCAUGCUGGGGAAAGACAAACUCAAUCAUUGGCAGAUGAAGAUGAUAUGCUCUUGUUAACCACGGACAACUCAAGACAAAUACCAUCUGCAGAAAAGAAUAAAACGCCUCUAAAUACUUUUGGAUUGGAAAUCACUGAAUCGUCUCAACCUUUGACAAGCAAUAUGAGACCUAAAAUUGGUCCUCAAUCACUGAAAACAAGAAUUAACGAGAUAGAAAAGAUAUCAGAGUUGCCUGGCAUGGCCACUACAGAUAGAAAAUCAAAUUCUAAGAAAGAAUCUUCUGAAAGGCGUGGGGAAGAACCUGCUGAUAAGCCUAGAUCUGCUCCUAUACGAAGAGAAAAUGUACCAAAUGGACAUUAUAGGAAAGAGAUACUGAAGACAAAAACUGGACAAAAUAAGUUCCAUCUUGGAUCCAGUUCAACAAGGUCUAGAGAUAAUAACAACCCCAGAAGCAGCAAGGCUAAUAUUGACAUUGCCUCUUCAUCAUCGGGAGAAGUAAAUGUGAAACAAAAGCGUUCACAUCCUGAGCUUAACCAUGCAAACAUAUUAACAAAUGGCCCACAACAAGCUGUUGCUCAGGAUGAGAGGAAGCUAUGUCAGUUUCUUAGUGACAUAACAAAAGGCUCAGAAAAGGUGAAGAUAUCAUUGAUAGAUGAGUAUGGUAGUGGGGAACUGCCAAAGUUUAAUUACAUACCACACAAUCUAAUAUAUCAGAGUGCUAAUGUAAAUAUUUCACUGGCUCGUAUUGCGGAUGAAGGUUGCUGCUCAGAUUGUUUAGGAGACUGUCUUUCUCAAUCAUUACCUUGUGCAUGUGCUCAAGAGACUGGUGGAGAGUUUGCCUACACACUGGAGGGCUUGUUGAAAGACGAAUUUCUAACAUCUUGCUUGUCAAUGAAAAAGGAACCUCAAGCUCAUCACCUGGUGUACUGUCAGGAGUGCCCACUAGAGAGGUCCAAGAAUGAAUAUAUGCCUGAGCAAUGCAAGGGGCAUCUGAUCAGGAGGUUCAUUAAGGAAUGUUGGAGGAAAUGCGGAUGUGACAUGCAAUGUGGAAAUCGUAUAGUGCAACGAGGUUUAAGAUGCAAAUUACAGGUGUUCUUUACUGGUGAACGAAAGGGCUGGGGCCUUAGAACACUGGAAGAUUUGCCUAGGGGAUCCUUUGUUUGUGAAUAUGUCGGUGAAAUAUUAACCAACAUGGAGUUGUAUGAAAGAAUUGUGCACAAAAAUGGCAAUGAGAGACAUACAUAUCCUGUAACCCUUGAUGCAGACUGGGGCUCAGAAGGAGUGUUAGAAGAUGAGGAGGCACUGUGUCUAGAUGCAACAUAUAAUGGAAAUGUUGCCAGAUUUAUCAAUCAUAGAUGCUCAGAUGCAAAUCUGAUUGACAUUCCCGUUGAAGUGGAGACUCCUGAUCGCCAUUAUUAUCAUCUUGCCUUCUUCACUAACAGGAAAGUGCGAGCUUAUGAGGAGUUGACGUGGGAUUAUGGUAUUGACUUUGAUGAUCAUGAUCACCCUAUCAAAGCAUUCCAAUGUUGCUGUGGGAGCUCAUUCUGCCGCAACAAGAAGUGGAAAGGGAAGCGAAAAUUAGUAAAACGAGCAUGA